GGUUGGUAGGCGGGCUCAGCGGUUCGCGCCCAGUUAGCCUCGAGCUUCGGAGACCCGAGAGACCAGAGGAUGGCUGACCCGAAGGGGCACCCGAGACAGCACCUGGGCUUUUUCCCGCCCGCGGUUCCACUGCUCUGAAACCGAUUUCUAACAGAGAGAGACAUAGUCUUGCUCUGUUACCCAUGCUGGAGUAAGGUGGGGAGAUCACGACUCACUGCAACUUUGAAUUCCUGGGUUGAAGCAAUCCUCCCAUCUCAGCCUCCUGAGUAGCUAGGACUACAGGGUGACUUUGUCAGUACCCCAAACUGUCCCCGCAUGAGGUCACUCUGCACGGUCACGUGCUCGAGCCCGCGGGAGCGCCACAUCGCCAGCCGCACCCCUCCACCCCUCCACCCCCACCCUGCCCACGUGACCCGGCCUAGUUUCUCCAGGCCCGUCCCUACGUCUCACUCGGAAAGCCCCGCCCCACGCUGAGCGCUCCGCCUGCGACCCUCCGCCACUUACCCACCCCGGCUCAAGCACGACCCGUGGACCCACGUGCUUUUUCUUGUCCAAUGGGAGCCGGCUCCCGGGCGCGAAGGGGCGGGGAAGAAAGGAACGACUGCUCUACGUUGCGAGAAGGGGCGGGACCUGCAACGUCCGACAGAACGAGGGGACGUAACGGAGGCAGGUCGGAGCCGCUGCCGUCGCCAUGACCCGCGGUAACCAGCGUGAGCUCGCCCGCCAGAAAAAUAUGAAAAAGCAGAGCGACUCGGUUAAGGGAAAGCGCCGAGAUGACGGGCUUUCUGCUGCCGCCCGCAAGCAGAGGGACUCGGAGAUCAUGCAGCAGAAGCAGAAAAAGGCAAACGAGAAGAAGGAGGAACCCAAGUAGCUUUGUGGCUUCGUGUCCAACCCUCUUGCCCUUCGCCUGUGUGCCUGGAGCCAGUCCCACCACGCUCGCGUUUCCUCCUGUAGUGCUCACAGGUCCCAGCACCGAUGGCAUUCCCUUUGCCCUGAGUCUGCAGCGGGUCCCUUUUGUGCUUCCUUCCCCUCAGGUAGCCUCUCUCCCCCUGGGCCACUCCCGGGGGUGAGGGGGUUACCCCUUCCCAGUGUUUUUUAUUCCUGUGGGGCUCACCCCAAAGUAUUAAAAGUAGCUUUGUAAUUC
Messenger RNA from Pongo pygmaeus (Bornean orangutan), 1144 nucleotides. RefSeq names its product small EDRK-rich factor 2 (gene SERF2). Lineage: Eukaryota; Metazoa; Chordata; Mammalia; Primates; Hominidae. The coding region runs from base 692 to 871 and encodes 59 amino acids. The record is from RefSeq and is a predicted model, not a curated record. The transcript has 5 exons.